AUGGCAAGAGCAGCGGCGGCGGAGGCCUUUUCGCGGCGCCUGGGCGCGGCCGUGCGCGGCCUCUCCGGCGCCUGGUACAACCGUCAUAUGGCCGCCGCCGACCGCGCCAUCCGCGCCCGACUCCCCCUUGUCGACCUCGUCCUCGAGGUCCGCGACGCCCGCGUACCCGCCACCUCGGCGUUCGAGCUUCUCCACCGCCGCUCCCCGGAGGAGCCCGACGUGCGUCGGCUCGUUGCGCUCAACAAGGCCGACCUGGCUGAUCCGUCCGAAACCGAGAAGUGGGUGGCGUUCAUGAAGCAAAGGGGCUGCUCGUGCAUCGCGGUCAAUUCACACUGCAGGGAAAGCAUCAAUGAGCUGUUGAAUGCUGUGCGUGGGAGGAUCAGGGAGGUCAAGCUUGGGGUGAGCGACUGCACAGGGACUGUUCUCUUGGUCGGUAUCCCUAAUGUUGGCAAGUCGGCCAUCAUCAAUGCGAUGCAUCAAAUUGGAAGGAUUGGGGCAGCAGAGAAGGGAAAGCUCAAGCAUGCUAUUGUCAGCAGCCAUCCAGGAGAAACCAGAGAUAUAAGUGGCUACAAGGUUGCUAGUCAUCCAAAUAUAUAUGUGUUAGACACUCCUGGUGUUCUAUCUCCUAUAUUUGCUAAUGAUGAAUAUGGUCCCAGGCUAGUUUUGACAGGAGCAAUUAAGGAUUCCUUGUUAGAGGAGUAUGAGAUUGCACAAUUCCUUCUUACAAUUCUUAACUUAAGGAAGGAAUGCAGGGAGUGGGAGAACCUGAAUCUAGAUGGAGAUAAAUCUUCUUUUGCUGAUGCAGUUCCCACCAGGAGUUGCCAUACUAAAAGGCAGUAUUCCUCAGAUCAUACCCAGGAUUUUAUCGUUAGAGCCGUUCGUCAAGGGCUUUCUGAGACCAUAGCAUCUUUUCAGGGAGAUUUAGGAAAUGAGAAUGAUUUAAGAAGAUUGGUAGAAAUCCAGUUUACACACUUGCAGAAUGCUUUCAGGAUUUCUGCUGAAACAAUUGAGGAUAGGAAUAAACGUGUCGCUGUCAAAUUACUCAAUCUCUAUCGCACAGGAAGGCUUGGCCAUUAUACCUUAGACCAUGUUCCAGAUGUUAGGCAGGAAGUAGCUGCAUAA
Messenger RNA from Triticum turgidum subsp. durum (durum wheat), 1122 nucleotides. Lineage: Eukaryota; Viridiplantae; Streptophyta; Magnoliopsida; Poales; Poaceae. The record is from the annotation of a GenBank genome assembly.